AUGUCACAAAUACUGCCGGCAACCAAUACGCCGGUUCAAACACCAUCCGCUGAGAAAUUCUAUGAUGAACAUUUAAGCAACCUGGAUGAACAUAUUGAAGCUAGUAUAGACAACAAAGCCACCAGCCUAAAGCAAAAUGAAGGAGGCAAUGGCAUUGAGGAAAACAAAAAAGACCAAUUUUUGCUAGAUCAACCGCAACAACAACAACAACAACAACAACCAUCUCAUGAACCGCUUUCACCUCCCAACCCAUCACCAACCCCAGAAAAGAGGAAAUUGAAUGAAGAAGAGACUAAUGGUGAAGAGCCAGAGUCCAAGAAAGCUAAAGUGGACGAGGAGGAAGUGGAAACUCAAGAACAAGCUAGCUUAUCAUCUGCAGCCAAUGGAUCCACAGAAGUUGUUGACUCUAACGUGAGCGACAAGCCGCAAGAAAGUGAGGAAAAGAAAGAAGAGCAACAAGAUGCAUCAAAGAAUGAGGACUCUGCAGUCACCAAUGAGACAACAGCAACUCAAACACAACAAAAACAACUUCCUGUAUUUACAGAGCCAGCACCCAAACCACCGGCAGAACCUGAUAUGAACAAUUUACCCGAACAUCCAGUGCCUUCUCAUCAGGCUAAAUUUGCAUUACACACAAUCAAAGCUAUAAAACGUCUCAAAGAUGCUGUGCCAUUUUUAGCACCAGUUGAUACGGUGAAGUUGAAUGUUCCUUUCUAUUACAACUACAUUCCCCGCCCAAUGGAUUUGUUAACUAUUGAGAGGAAGAUCAAUGCUAAUGCAUACGAAGAAAUUUCCCAGGUCGUUGAUGAUUUCAAUUUAAUGGUGGAUAAUUGUAAAAAAUUUAAUGGUGAAGCUGCAGGUAUAUCAAAAAUGGCAACAAACAUACAAGCUCAUUUUGAAAAACAUAUGCUUAAUGUGCCACCAAAGGAAUUACCUGCUGGUGUUUCGGCCCCAAAGCUGAAAUCCGGUGCCAAUGAUGCUGCAAUUACCAGUAGAAGGAAAGUCGCUGCCGAAUCCAACUCACAACAUAGAGAUUCAGUAGCUACUGCCAGACCAAAAAGAACCAUUCAUCCACCAAAGUCCAAGGAAUUACCUUAUGAUGUAAGGCCAAGAAAAAAGAAAUUUGCUGCGGAAUUGAGAUUUUGUAACCAAACCAUAAAAGAAUUGAUGUCAAAGAAGCAUUAUAAUUACAACUUUCCCUUUUUGGCACCAGUUGACGCUGUUGCUCUCAAUCUUCCCAAUUAUCACGAAAUCGUCAAAGAACCAAUGGAUCUCGGCACGAUUCAAUCUAAGUUGACCAACAAUUUGUAUGAAAAUGCUGAUGAGUUUGAAAAGGAUAUCAGGUUAAUGUUCCGCAACUGUUAUGCUUUCAACCCUGAAGGGACUGAUGUCAACAUGAUGGGACACAGAUUGGAAGCAAUUUUUGACAAGAAAUGGGUCAAUAAGCCAGUACCAGAACCGACACCACAACAUUCAGACGCUAGUGAUUAUGAUUUCAGCAGUGAUGAGGAAGAAGAAAUCACCGAAGCAGUACUUUCGGAAGUGCCAGCAAUUCAGUUCUUAGAAAAUCAAUUGAUUAGAAUGAAGGAAGAAUUGGAUAAAAUGAAGGCUGAACAUUUGAAGAAACUAAGAGAGCAACAAGCUGCAAGACGGAAAAGAAAGAAAUCCCAGUCUGGCAAACGUGGAUCCAAGUCUAAGAGAUCUAGAGAACAUUCCCAUACCCCAUUAGGUCACCAAAACCAAAUCAAACUCACCCCACCACAACCUGUUGUCACGUAUGAAAUGAAAAAACAAGUAUCUGAAGCUGUUCCUACUUUAUCCGAUAAGAAACUAAAUGCAUUAAUCAAAAUCAUUCAAGAUGAUGUUCAAAUCACCAAUGAGGAUGAAGUUGAAUUGGAUAUGGAUCAAUUAGGCGAUUCAACAGUGCUCAAACUCUAUGACUUUUUAUUUGGUGAAAAGGCAUCACAAAAAUCGCUAAAGAGGAAAAAAUUACCAAGUGGUGGUGCCGGCAGUAGCGCUGGUGCGGCAAGUCUAGACGAAAUGGCUCAUUUGAGACAACAAUUGGCAUUGUUUGAUCAAGGUAAUGGACAAACAGCCGAACAACAAUUUGCCAACAAUGGUUUUAUGAAUAUAGCACAUGAAGAAAGCUCGGAUGAGGAGGCUGCUUCCUCUGAAAGCUCUGAAGAGGAAUAG
Messenger RNA from Lodderomyces orthopsilosis Co 90-125, 2193 nucleotides. RefSeq names its product chromatin-binding protein (gene BDF1). Gene Ontology annotation, biological process: regulation of DNA-templated transcription; chromatin remodeling. The record is from RefSeq and is a predicted model, not a curated record. Lineage: Eukaryota; Fungi; Ascomycota; Pichiomycetes; Serinales; Debaryomycetaceae. The coding region runs from base 1 to 2193 and encodes 730 amino acids. The transcript has a single exon. Gene Ontology annotation, cellular component: nucleus; chromatin.